AUGCAGGAGCUGUUGAGCUCUUUGGUUUUUGUGUCUUCUUACCCAAAAUCUCUGAGUGAGUUGAUGGGAAAGUCUUCUAUUUUGCUUAUCAAUGGAAGCUUGCAAAGGAGAAUCCAUGGACUAGUGGGUGGCUUCUUUAAAUCUCCACAGCUCAAGGCUCAAAUCACCAGAGACAUGUACAAGUAUGUCCAAGAAUCUACGACAAAUUGGAGCCAUGACCGACCCAUCUACAUUCAGGAUGAAACCAAAAAGAUUGCAUUUCAAGUACUAGUUAAGGCAUUGAUUAAUUUGGAUCCUGGUGAGGAAAUGGAGUCUCUAAGAAAACAAUUUCAAGAAUUCAUGGCAGGCCUCAUGUCAUUACCAAUAAACAUUCCUGGAACUAGGCUUCACAGAUCGUUACAAGUGGUGUGUUUUGCUUUAAUGGGCAUUGGCAGCUCAUUUCAUGCUCAAGAAACUGCUGUGAGUGGCCUCAACUUAUCUGUUUGCAUACAUUUGUUGAAAACAUCAGGUUUGGGCCUUCGAGUACUGUGUGACUUCAGGCCAUCAACUACAGAGGUUAACAUAACAAUAAAGCUUUUACUUGUGUUGCUUUUCUCGACAGUGGAGUUUUGUUGUCUCAGUUCAAGUUUUGGUGGCAUGAUAGACAUGGAAUCUGUCGAGGACGUGGCUAAUAUUUCUAAUGUGUCUGGGAUUAAUACCCAUUCUUUGCAACUGUACAGUCAUUGCUGA
Humulus lupulus (European hop) is the source of this 729-nucleotide messenger RNA. Its product is annotated as 3-epi-6-deoxocathasterone 23-monooxygenase CYP90D1-like. Bases 1 to 729 code for a protein of 242 amino acids. The transcript has 6 exons. The record is from RefSeq and is a predicted model, not a curated record. Gene Ontology annotation, biological process: brassinosteroid homeostasis; brassinosteroid biosynthetic process; sterol metabolic process. Gene Ontology annotation, molecular function: heme binding; oxidoreductase activity, acting on paired donors, with incorporation or reduction of molecular oxygen, NAD(P)H as one donor, and incorporation of one atom of oxygen; iron ion binding. Lineage: Eukaryota; Viridiplantae; Streptophyta; Magnoliopsida; Rosales; Cannabaceae.